AUGGAUACUUCCAAGAUUAAGAAGCUGUUUGAGCGAAACCUGUACACUGGAGAGAACUUCUUUCACGAGAUUGCAAGAUCAGGAGAUUGGAUGUGGCUGUAUGAAGUUGGUCACUUAGUGGAUAAUACGACCAAGUCUUUACUGCAAGAGCCGAACUAUAAAGGUGAAAAUUGUGUCCACGUAGCAGCGUCAUCGAAAAGAGGGCCGCAAGCAAUACUGUUAAUCGAAUUGUUAGUGAAAAUGGGAGCUAAUCUUAACGCAGGAAACUCAUGCGCGGGUGAUACUGUACUUCACCAGGUGGUCUAUAACAAAGAUUACCAACUAGCUGCGUGGCUGUGUAAGCAGUCAAGCAUCAAUUUAGAAAGACAAAAUCACGCCAGGCUGACGCCAUUUCAAACGGCAUUAGGUGACAUAAAAAUGAUGAAGAUACUCAGAACCCAUGGUGCAAUUGCUCGGGGAGUAAGCGACAGUGACGAAGAAGAAGAAAAAAGUGAUUCCGCAUAA
Messenger RNA from Microplitis mediator, 504 nucleotides. RefSeq names its product NF-kappa-B inhibitor cactus-like. The coding region runs from base 1 to 504 and encodes 167 amino acids. The record is from RefSeq and is a predicted model, not a curated record. Gene Ontology annotation, molecular function: protein binding. NCBI's taxonomy places the organism in Eukaryota, Metazoa, Arthropoda, Insecta, Hymenoptera, Braconidae. The transcript has a single exon.